Cygnus atratus (black swan) is the source of this 2736-nucleotide messenger RNA. It is a transcript of the gene TXNDC12, whose product is annotated as thioredoxin domain containing 12. The record is from RefSeq and is a predicted model, not a curated record. The transcript is spliced from 7 exons. Gene Ontology annotation, cellular component: endoplasmic reticulum. NCBI's taxonomy places the organism in Eukaryota, Metazoa, Chordata, Aves, Anseriformes, Anatidae. The coding region runs from base 104 to 613 and encodes 169 amino acids.
AAAAAAAAAAAAAAAAAAAAGAAAGAAAAAAAAAAAAGAUCACCGGAGCUGGUCCUACCGCGUCUCGGAGAUUCAGGGUCCGCGUGGGGGUGCCGCCGCCGCCAUGAAGGCUCAGCCCGCGGCUGUCUCCAUCUUCUGCUUGUGCCUGCUGCAGGCGGCCUCCGCAGCCGCCUCCGAAGGGCUCGGAAAGGGUUUUGGAGAUCAUAUUCAUUGGAGAACGCUAGAAGAUGGGAAGAAAGAGGCAGCGGCCAGUGGUUUGCCUCUUAUGGUUAUCAUCCACAAGUCUUGGUGUGGAGCUUGCAAAGCUUUGAAGCCAAAGUUUGCUGAAUCUAAGGAGAUCUCUGAACUUGCCCAUAAUUUUGUUAUGGUCAACCUCGAGGAUGAUGAAGAGCCAAAGGAUGAAGCCUUUAGUCCUGAUGGAGGUUACAUUCCUAGAAUCCUUUUCAUGGACCCCAGCGGAAAAGUUCACCCAGAAAUCAUAAAUGAGAAAGGAAACCCCAGCUACAAGUAUUUCUAUACCAAUGCUGAUCAAGUUGUCCAAGGGAUGAAGGAGGCCCAAGAGAAGCUCACAGGUGAUGCUUUCAAACAAAAACACCUGGGAGAUGAACUAUAAUGAAUACACUGAAUGAUGCUUUCCCAUCACUUCAAAACUCUAAAAGGCAAUGAUUAAACUGACCAAGAAUGUAGAUGCACUGGAGGGACAUAAUUCUCCUGUCAACAAUGUUAGGUUAAACCCUGUUUGGAGUUCACACACAUGCAUCACUUUCAGUGUUAUCUCCUCCUCUGCCUGGCUGUGUGUACUGUAAUGAUUUUUUGCAACUAGAUAAUGUGCAAACACAUCAAUUCAUGUGUUUGAGCAACCACUAAUAUUGGUGUUAAAAGGGAGGUGUGUAGGGCAGAACAUUCAUUUGAAGACAAACAGUGUGAUUGGAAUAACUAGAAGUAGCUGACAUUUUGACGCUUAAUCAGGGUUGGAUCCCUCUUUUCUCACUGGUAUUAUUGUGUGAUCCUAUUGUUUUAUUGGGGAUUCAUAUGAGUGGGACAUGUUCCUGGGCCAGGUGUUUUCUAGACAUCCCAAACCAUAAAUUUUGCCACUAAGCCAAGUAGAGUAAAUUUCAUCAAUGUCCAAGUAGCAUGUAAAAUUAUUAGCUCUGCAAACAUAUUUUUAUGUAAGACUCUGUGUGAUUCAUCCUUAUUUGCCUUUGGGCAGAAACUGAACUUACUCACCUUUUGAUUGUCUUACUGAGUGAAGGUGGGUUAUGUUGAAGCAUUACGGGGAAUCCCCUUUUAUUCUUUGAAUGUUUUUGGCUAAUGCCUUGCCAUCACAUUGUACUGUAUUUUUGUACCAGGGUGAAAAAUUAAACCUUUUUAAACAUAAGCAUGCAGACAGUGUUUUUUGAUGAAGGGCAUAGUUUUCCAUUCUUAAAGACUGGGGAAUAUGUUUGUGUUUAUGUUGCAGUGGUUAUUAGUGUUGAAUGUCACAACUGAAGAAGGUUUCUCCUUUAUAUAAUUAAAAUACAACAGUUGCUUUUCAUGUAAUUAUAAUUCAGCCAUUCUUACACUAACAAAUACUGUUGAGGUCGAGGUUAUACCUAGUGUUUAUCUACUGGAACUGAGAAGAAAAAUAGAGGGGAAAAAUCCCUUCUCUCUACCUGCUGGUAAGGGUGCAUCAUUGGUUCAUGUUCAACUUGUUCUCCACCUGAACCCCCACAUCCCCUCCUGCAAAGCUGCUUUCCAGCCCGUUGGACCCCAGCCUGCACUGAUACAUGGGUUGUUCCUCCCAGGGGAAGAACUUUGCAUUUCCACGUUGAGCUUCCUGAUAGUCCUCUCUGCCUCUUUUUCCAGCCUGUUGAGGUCUUUCUGAAUGGCAGUACAAGUGUCUGGUUAUCAACUGCUCUCCCCAGUUUCGUAUCAUCUGCCAGCUUCCCAAGCGUGCGAUCCAUCUGUCCGUGCAGGUUGCUAAUGGAGAUGUUGAAGUGUCCACCCCUUGGUCACUCCACUAGCGACCAAACCCUUUGAGCCCAGCAGUUCUAUCAGUUUCAGUCCACCUCACUGUCCGUUUACGUAGCCUGUGCUUCAGUUUGUCUAUGAGAAUGCUAUGGGAGACAGUCAAAAGCCUUUCUAAAGUCUUAAAAAAAAAGGAAAGUCUUAGUCUUAGACGUAGUAAAGCCAGUAUAAACAACAUCCACUGCUCUCCCCUCAUCCACUGAAAUAGUCAUCUAAAGGAAAAAAUCCUGUCCAAGAGGCACUUGCCAUAACUUCCAAUAACAAAUGCAGAGAGAGAAUUUUCUACAGGUAAUUUUUUUAAAAGCUACCUGAGGAUGUUAGUUGGGGAAAAUUGUUGGAUACAAUAAAAGCAACUUGCCUACUGAGUCCAUUUUUACUGUUAGUGGUGGUAUGAAUUUUACUUUCCAGACCAUUCUGCCUUAAAGGGAUUUUAGACAGUAAUACUCAAUUGAGCACUAAAAGACAAGGACUCAGUGGAGAUAAUGGGAUUAUUGCACAUUGCAAUUACCCUGUUCAGCUACUAAAAGUUAUUAUACAAGUUUUAUACUCUGCUUCUCUUGCAAAUUGUCUAAUAAAUUGUCAAAUUGAACUUAGCAACUGUUCUCAAGUUGUAUCAGCCUUCAAAGUAAAUAAUUCUAUGUAAGUCCUGAAAAAUGAUUUGUGUUCUGCAAAAUUGUAUUUUUUUCCCAGAUGUAUCAGUUGACCUAAUAAAAACCAGGUCCUGUCUGA